AUGCAAUCCAGCGGACCAAUGAGAGCAAAGGAAAUCUGUGUCAUAUAUAUGAUAUCGCGUAAGACCUGCGCAAGUGCAGUGAUGGCCUUUCGACCAUAUAAAAGCCACAGUAGCCGGGCCGCGGAGUUAUUUUGCUUCAUAGCUCUACUUCUUCCUGCCACAUCGCUUUCUCUCUGCUAUCAGUCCUUUCGGUGCCCUCGUUCAGUUAACACGCCAUCGCCAUGUAAAACCGUCAAACUGGCGCGCUACUCAGAGUCCACCACUGUGGUGGUGGCCGAGCCAGUAAACGAAGAGGCGGACUCUGAGAGUCGAACAUGUGGCAAGAUCCUAGUGUUCCUGUCGUGGGUGCUCGUCUGCCUCACUAUGCCAUUUUCCCUCUUCAUCUGCUUCAAGGUGGUACAGGAGUACGAACGGGCCGUUAUCUUUCGGUUGGGACGACUUCUAUCAGGAGGGGCGAAGGGGCCAGGCAUUUUCUUCAUCUUGCCGUGUAUUGACACCUAUGCCCGCGUGGAUCUCAGAACCAGGACAUAUGAUAUCCCGCCCCAAGAGGUCCUUACCAAAGACUCAGUAACCGUAUCAGUAGACGCUGUGGUUUACUACCGGGUACAUAAUGCUACAAUUUCCAUCGCAAAUGUUGAAAACGCUCACCACUCGACUCGGCUCCUCGCUCAGACAACUCUCCGCAAUACUAUGGGCACACGCCCGCUCCAUGAGAUCUUAAGCGAACGUGAGACCAUCUCCGGCAGCAUGCAGCUUUCGCUUGAUGAGGCUACGGAGGCCUGGGGCAUAAAGGUGGAACGCGUCGAAAUCAAAGACGUGCGUUUGCCGGUUCAGCUUCAGCGCGCUAUGGCUGCUGAAGCUGAGGCUGCAAGGGAAGCUAGGGCAAAGGUCAUCGCUGCGGAGGGAGAGCAAAAGGCCUCACGGGCCCUACGGGAGGCCUCUGAGGUCAUCGGUGACAGUCCUGCCGCACUACAACUACGCUACCUACAGACUCUGAACACCAUUUCCGCAGAGAAAAACUCCACCAUCGUUUUUCCCCUUCCCAUCGAUAUGAUUACAUAUUUCCUGCGGGCUAAAGAAGACGCCCAAAGCAAUCUAUGA
Spodoptera littoralis (African cotton leafworm) is the source of this 1101-nucleotide messenger RNA. Lineage: Eukaryota; Metazoa; Arthropoda; Insecta; Lepidoptera; Noctuidae. The record is from the annotation of a GenBank genome assembly.